CUGAUUUCAUUUCAUUUUCAAUUCCACGAAUUCAAAAAUUAAAAAAUAAUAAAACCCUGUGCAUUUCCUUUGUACUUAUUUAGAUGUUCUCUCAUUCAUUUCCAGUUGCAUUGCCCUUUUAAAUUCUCUCUCAGCUCUCUCCUCUCUUCCAGCUGUCUCUGCCAAUCGAUUGCGCGUGGCCCGUCUGCCGGCUUCAGAUCGAAAUCGAAGAUAGAGAGAUGGCCAGUACUGAUAAAAGCAAGGCAGUGAAAUUCCAGAAGAGCUAUUUUGAUGUAUUGGGCAUAUGCUGUUCAUCUGAAGUCCCUCUCAUUGAAAAGAUUCUACAGCCGUUGGAAGGAAUCGAGAAAGUUUCAGUCAUUGUUCCUACGAGGACAGUGAUUGUGGUCCAUGACAACCUCCUCAUUUCCCAGAUCCAAAUAGUUAAAGCACUAAAUCAAGCGCGACUCGAGGCGAACAUUCGGGUCUACGGCCAAGAAAGAAAUGGGAAGAACUGGCCCAGUCCAUACACAGUGGCCUGUGGAAUUUUGCUUGUUAUAUCAUUUUUUAAAUUCUUUUUCCGCCCGUUGCUUUGGUUCGCCGUCGGUGCAACUGCAGUCGGCCUUCCUCCCAUCUUAUUGAGAAGUGUCGCGGCAUUGCGAAGGUUUACACUCGAUAUCAACAUCUUGGUAUUGAUUGCAGUGGGUGGAACGAUUGCAUUAGGAGAUUAUUGGGAAGCUGGGUCCAUUGUAUUUCUCUUCACCAUUGCCGAAUGGCUUGAAUCAAGAGCAAGCCAUAAGGCCACAGCAGUGAUGUCAUCGUUGAUGAGCAUGGCCCCCCAAAAGGCAAUCCUAGCCGAGAACGGGCAGGUGGUGGACGCUAAGGACGUGAAGGUGAACACGAUCCUGGCCGUUAAAGCUGGGGAUGUGAUCCCGAUCGAUGGGAUCGUCGUGAAAGGGAAGAGCGAAGUUGAUGAACGGACACUAACAGGAGAAUCACUUCCUGUUGCUAAGCAAGUUCAAUCCAGUGUAUGGGCAGGCACCAUAAACUUAAACGGUUAUAUCAGUGUGAAAACCACUGCAUUAGCUGAAGACUCUGCAGUGGCUAGAAUGGCAAAGCUGGUGGAAGAAGCACAGCAUAACAAGUCCAAGACACAAAGGCUCAUAGACACGUGUGCCAAGUAUUAUACACCAGGGGUGGUGCUGAUAUCUUUGGCAUUUGCGGUGGUCCCAGCUGCAUUGAGAGUACAUGAUCUGAGGCAUUGGUUUCGCUUAGGAUUAGUUCUCCUGGUGAGUGCAUGUCCAUGUGCACUCAUCCUAUCUACACCAGUCGCGACAUUUUGUUCACUUACGAAGGCCGCGACAAUGGGGCUCCUGAUCAAGGGUGGAGAUUAUCUCGAAUCUUUGGCCAAAAUCAAGAUCGUGGCAUUCGAUAAGACAGGGACCAUAACGAGAGGAGAAUUCACUAUUACAGAGUUUCGGUCCGUCUGCGAUGAUAUUAGCAUGGAUACAUUGCUGUAUUGGAUUUCAAGCAUUGAAAGCAAAUCGGGCCAUCCGAUGGCAGCUGCACUCGUCGAUUACAGCCGGUUGAACGGGGUCGAACCGCAGCCGGAAGAUGUCAAGGAGUUUCAGAUACUUCCUGGAGAAGGAAUAUAUGGAGAAAUCGACGGGAAGAGUAUUUAUGUUGGAAAUAAAAGAAUUGCAAUUAGGGCCGGCUGUGAACAAGUUCCGUCCCUGGAAGAAGCGAAGGAAGGAUCAACGGUUGGAUACGUGUUCUUGGGAUCGAUGGCUGUAGGCAUUUUCAGCUUAUCGGACACGUGCCGAUCUGGGGUGGCCGAGGCGAUCGACGAGUUGAAAUCGAUGGGGAUUACAACGGCGAUGCUCACCGGCGACAGCCGUGCAGCUGCCUUGCACGUGCAAGAACAGCUGAACCAUGCGAUCGGGGCCGUCCACGCCGAGCUCCUUCCAGAAGAGAAGGUGAAGAUCAUAAAAGAGCUCAAGAAUGACGGACCAACGGCGAUGGUCGGAGACGGUAUGAACGACGCACCUGCAUUAGCAACGGCCGAUAUCGGCAUCUCGAUGGGCAUAUCAGGAUCAACGGUCGCAACAGAAACUGGCCACAUAACACUCAUGUCCAACGACAUUCGUAAGAUCCCACAAUCUAUCCUGCUUGCAAGGAUUACUCGCCGUAAGAUAAUCGAGAACGUUGGAUUAUCGAUUUUCACUAAGAUCGCCAUCCUCGUCCUCGCCUUUAUGGGCCACCCACUUCUGUGGGCCGCAGUCCUUGCUGACGUCGGUACCUGUUUGUUGGUGAUCUUCAACAGUAUGUUACUCUUAAGAGGGACUACCGUACCAAAACAACGAUCUAGCAAGUCCAGCCACACAUCCGACGGUCAGAAAUCACAUGGGUGUUGUAGUGGGGGCCACACCAAAGGCGCAUGUGGUCCGGACGAUCAUCACCAUUCGACUCACGUUAGCCGGCAAUGUUGUUCGAAUGGAGGUGGGCCGAACACAUCCGACGGUGGGAAAGGAAGAUCGUGUUUGCAAGUUGGAUCGGGUCCGUGUGAGAAAGAUAACGUUAUGUGCUCAGGUCACGUGCAUGGAGGCCACACGAGUGGUAAUGGAUGUUGUGGUCGGGACUUGACCCCACAUGCUGCAGAUAUCCACACGUGUGUAGAUGGAGUGAAUGGACACGAUCAUAGGUCGUGUGAUGAUGCCCAUGCAGCCUGUGAACAGCACAACCAUCUCGACGGUCCAUCCACACCGCCCUGCGGGCAUGAUUGCUCGAAAGAUGGCACGCACGUGAAUAGUGCAAGACACGAGCAUGCUAUUUCAAUCGUCGGUGGGGAAGGAAUAUCACAAGUUGGAUCGGGUCCAUGUGAGAAAGAUAACGUGAUGUGUUCGGGUCCCGUGCAUGGAGGCCACACGAGUGGCAUUGGAUGUGGGCAUGAGAAGCACGUGCAUGGAGGCCACACGAGUGGCGAUGGAUGUGAACAUGAGAAGCACGUGCACGGAGGCCACACGAGUGGCAUUGGACGUGGACAUGCGAAGCACGGUUGUGAAGGGGACUCCACCUCACAUGCUGCACAUGUCCACACGUGUGAAAAUGGAGUAAACGGACACGAUCAUGCCCAUGCCACGUGUGCACAGCACAACCAUCUCGACGGUCCAUCCACACCGCCCUGCGGGCCUGAUCACUGUCAUGAUUGCUCGAAAGACGGGACGCACGUGAGACACGAGAUUUCAAUCGUCGGUGAGAAAGGAAGAGCAGCUCCACAAGUUGGAUCGGGUUCAUGUGAGAAAGAUAACGUGAUGUGCUCGGGUCACGUGCAUGGAGGCCACACGAGUAGCGUUGGAUGUGGCCAUGAGAAGCACGUUUGUGAUGGGGACUCGACACCACAUGCUGCACAUGUGCACGCGUGUGAAAACGAAGUGAACGGACACGAUCAUGGCUCGAGUGAUCAUGCCCAUCCCACGUGUGCACAGCACAACCAUCUCGACUGUUCACGCACACUUGUAGAUGAGCGCGGCGGGCAUACACCACAGAGCUGUUGUUCGCACGUGCAUGCCAGCGGCACUGGUGCUGUGUGUACGGCACACGUGUAUGCAAUAUGAACGGGACAAGAAGACUUGGUGACACGCGUGCAUAGAUGUGUGGCCCAGAUAGAGGAUGGUGGGGCCUGCGAAAGACAAGAUGGCAAAUAGAGGCCCAUUUAUCACACGUGUGGAGGGUGGGUGGGCCACUUUUAGAGAUUUUAUGUCAGAACUCGUGUUACUCGUUGUCACGUGCGAUGGUUGGGAUGCCACUCAAGCGGAAAUGUACUCAGUCAUUUGAAGAGAUGGGUGGGGGCAUUUUAGGGAAAUAGCAUAAAAUAAAGUUGCAAUUUUGUAAUCCAUGGUGAAAUGGAGUUGUAUUUUGCAUUUCCGUAAUUCAAGUAAUACAAAUAGUAAAAGGAUUUUCA
This is a messenger RNA of Magnolia sinica, 3937 nucleotides long. Its product is annotated as cadmium/zinc-transporting ATPase HMA3. Lineage: Eukaryota; Viridiplantae; Streptophyta; Magnoliopsida; Magnoliales; Magnoliaceae. The record is from RefSeq and is a predicted model, not a curated record. The coding region runs from base 219 to 3590 and encodes 1123 amino acids. Gene Ontology annotation, biological process: monoatomic cation transport. Gene Ontology annotation, cellular component: membrane. Gene Ontology annotation, molecular function: ATPase-coupled monoatomic cation transmembrane transporter activity; metal ion binding; ATP hydrolysis activity. The transcript is spliced from 10 exons.